Penicillium odoratum is the source of this 573-nucleotide messenger RNA. RefSeq names its product N-acetylglucosaminyldiphosphodolichol N-acetylglucosaminyltransferase catalytic subunit ALG13 (gene alg13). Bases 1 to 573 code for a protein of 190 amino acids. The record is from RefSeq and is a predicted model, not a curated record. Gene Ontology annotation, molecular function: hexosyltransferase activity. Gene Ontology annotation, cellular component: extrinsic component of endoplasmic reticulum membrane; UDP-N-acetylglucosamine transferase complex. Lineage: Eukaryota; Fungi; Ascomycota; Eurotiomycetes; Eurotiales; Aspergillaceae. Gene Ontology annotation, biological process: dolichol-linked oligosaccharide biosynthetic process. The transcript is spliced from 3 exons.
AUGAAGAAGGUCUGCUUUGUGACUGUAGGGGCUACAGCACCUUUCCCGGAUCUCAUCCGUGCAGUGACACAGGUGCAAUUCUUGGAGAAGCUUGGGAAAAAUAACUUUACGCAACUUAUCAUCCAGCAUGGAACUUAUGGACGUGUUGAAUUAGAAACCUUCUUGGCCACUCAUGGAGAUAGUGAUGGACGCAUCCAUGGUGUUCGCAUGUCUGGGUUUGCUUUCACAUCCGACGUGGAUUAUUAUAUGCACUUGGCCACAGAAAGGCGGAAGGAUGGUCAGGAGCUUGGUCUAGUGAUCAGUCAUGCCGGCACUGGAACUAUCUUGGAGGCUAUGCGAUGUGGAGCGCCGCUGGUUAUUGUUCCAAACCCGGCACUUGCAAACAAUCACCAGCAAGAACUUGCCAUGCAAAUGGAAAACCUUGGGUAUGGGGUCAUGUCAUGGGCGGAGGAUAUCAUUUCGGCUGUUGACAAAGCCACUGAACAACUUGUCAAGAGAUGCUCUGCGAUCGAGGACACUGGCGAGGUUGAUGUGAAGAAUGCCAUGCGUGAUCAGCUCUCAUAUGUUGAUUAG